Elaeis guineensis (African oil palm) is the source of this 741-nucleotide messenger RNA. RefSeq names its product large ribosomal subunit protein bL35c. Gene Ontology annotation, molecular function: structural constituent of ribosome. Gene Ontology annotation, biological process: translation. Lineage: Eukaryota; Viridiplantae; Streptophyta; Magnoliopsida; Arecales; Arecaceae. Gene Ontology annotation, cellular component: ribosome; large ribosomal subunit. The record is from RefSeq and is a predicted model, not a curated record.
UGCGGCGGCCCAAAGAACAACAUCCACUGGUUGUGGGCGUGGCCCUCAACUCUCUAUCCAAAACCGCCCAGAAGAGAGAGAGAACCGUGAGGACGCCGCGGCCGAAGAAACAGAAGAGAAAAAUGGCAUCUUCUCUCUGCUUCACGAGGGUAUCUACGUCCCUCCCACUUCCGUUUCGCUGCUUCCAUGGCGUCCGUCUCUCCCACUCUCCCACGGCGGUCCCUCCACAGAAGAAGCUCGGCUCCUCUAAAACCCUAUCAGGAUCACCUCUUGUCCUCCAGAAGAGCCUCUCUCCUAUCCCAUCGCCCUGUCAGAAGCCUUCUAAUCUCACAGUUUUCGCUGCCAAGGGAUACAAGAUGAAGACCCACAAGGCGUCGGCGAAGCGGUUUCGGGUGACGGGUAAGGGGAUUAUAGUGAGGCGGCGGUCGGGAAAGCAGCACUUGCUCGCGAAGAAGAACACCAAGAGGAAGCUCCGGCUCUCCAAAAUGCACCCAGUUAGCAGAAGUGACUAUGACAAUGUGAUUGGUGCACUACCAUACCUCAAAGUGAAUCGGAAGGCAACCUGAGGUCCAAGCUAUCAUCAAACGAAUUUGAUGGUUUCUUUAGUUUUUUCUUUGAAUCUUAAAUGUCCAUUGCUUGUUACUUGGAUAUAUUAUAUUCACUCAUUAUUUUUUAGACUAUUCAGUUUAUGUUUGCUAAAAUUCUCAAUCUGGAGAUUAUUAUGAUGGAUCUGUUUGCUAA